AUGGUGAAACUGACUGCGGAGCUGAUGGAGCCGGCGCAGUAUACCAACGCUGUGCGGGACCACGAGCUGGACCUCCGGGGGUAUAAGAUUCCUGUCAUUGAAAAUCUAGGUGCCACCUUAGACCGGUUUGAUGCUAUUGAUUUUUACAAUGAAAUCAGGAAACUGGAUGGUUUUCCUUUGUUGAGAAGACUGAAAACAUUAUUAGUGAACAACAGUAGAAUCUGCCAUAUAGGUGAGGGACUUGAUCAGACUCUACCCUGCCUGACAGAGCUCAUUCUCACCAACAACAGUCUCGUGGAACUGGGUGAUCUGGACCCCUUGGCAUCUCUCAAAUCACUGACUUACCUAAGUAUCCUAAGAAAUCCUGUAACAGAUAAGAAGCAUUACAGACUGUAUGUAAUUUGUAAAGUUCUGCAAGUCAGAGUACUGGGUUUCCAGAAGGUGAAACUGAAAGAGCGUCAGGAAGCAGAGAAAAUGUUCAAGGGCAAACGGGGUGCACAACUUGCAAAGGAUAUUGCCAGGAGAAGCAAAACUUUCAACCCAGGUGCCAGUUUGCCGACUGACAAAAAGAAAGGUGGGCCGUCUCCAGGGGAUGUAGAAGCCAUCAAGAAUGCUAUAGCAAAUGUGUCAACUCUGGCUGAAGUAGAGCGGCUGAAGGGCUUGCUGCAGUCUGGUCAGAUACCUGGCAGGGAACGCAGAUCAGGCCCCACUGAUGACGGUGAAGAGGAGAUGGAAGAAGACACGGUCACGAAUGGGUCCUGAGCAAGAUCGCC
This is a messenger RNA of Lynx canadensis (Canada lynx), 773 nucleotides long. Its product is annotated as U2 small nuclear ribonucleoprotein A'-like. Gene Ontology annotation, molecular function: U2 snRNA binding; protein binding. Gene Ontology annotation, cellular component: U2 snRNP. NCBI's taxonomy places the organism in Eukaryota, Metazoa, Chordata, Mammalia, Carnivora, Felidae. Gene Ontology annotation, biological process: mRNA splicing, via spliceosome. The record is from RefSeq and is a predicted model, not a curated record.